This is a messenger RNA of Helicoverpa zea (corn earworm), 6444 nucleotides long. RefSeq names its product solute carrier organic anion transporter family member 74D-like. The transcript is spliced from 11 exons. Gene Ontology annotation, molecular function: protein binding. Gene Ontology annotation, biological process: transmembrane transport; sodium-independent organic anion transport. Bases 467 to 2521 code for a protein of 684 amino acids. Gene Ontology annotation, cellular component: membrane. Lineage: Eukaryota; Metazoa; Arthropoda; Insecta; Lepidoptera; Noctuidae. The record is from RefSeq and is a predicted model, not a curated record.
AUUGUCAGGUGUUUACUUACAUGCCGAAUUAAAAAAUAUUUAAUUUAGGUCAAAUUUUAAAUAGACGAAUUAUUUAGGCAUAAUUUCUAUUACUUUAUUAAGUGCAAUUGUUUAUAGUUAUAAUUUGUAAUGAGUUCUUGUUGCGGCAACGAAUUAAUAUUUAAUUCGGUCAUUAGCGAAGUGGUAUCCUCUAAUUUGGAACAGGCAUCGUAUUUUAUCAAUAUUUUAUACAAUUCUGGGUUUAUUGUUGGUGUUACUGUAGUAAUUGGCGCGGUAAUAUUGUGGCUGAUAGUAAAAUCGGUGUCAAGUUUGGAUCGCGAGCGCGCUAACGCAUGAAAGUAAAAGUAAUGCGAUUGUUUACUGCGAAGCUGUACAACACGGCGUUGUAAGGGCGAACGUUGUCCCUACUGUAUCAUCAGCGGGUGGGGAGGCGGGUCCCCCGGGCCCGGCGGCCGAGGACGCCGACAUGAAAGGCGUCGAAGCUACACCAGAAGAACAAGAACGUCUAGCGACAGGAAACAACAAUGGAUCUCUUGACUGCAAACACACGGUUGCACACCCGCAGCCGCACCGCGAGCGCUCCGUGUUCGCGUCGACGCGGGUCUUCAUGCUGGUGUUCCUGUCCGGCUGGGUGCUCCAGGGCAUGUUCCUCACGUAUUUCGUUAGUGUGACAACGACUGUAGAAAAGCUGUUCAAAGUAGAAUCGAAGACAACAGGAACUCUAUUAGCAGCGACAGAAAUCGGUCAGAUAUGUACAGCGCUAUUCCUGACGUACCUGGCGGGUCGAGGGCACCGGCCGCGAUGGAUCGCGUGCAUGAUGCUGGUGCUGGCGGUGGGCGUGAUCGGCUGCGUGGUGCCGCACAUCAUGUACGGCACGCAGCUACUCGACGUGCACUUGGACGGACAUCGCGCCGGCGCCGCGCCCGUCUGCUACUCCUUCCAGAACUCAUCUGACUUAUGUGACGCUGCGCACGUCAAGAGCUCUACGACGCGCACGUCUAUCACGGCCGUGGUGAUCCCCUGGCUGUUCAUCUGCCUGCUGGUGGUGGGCAUCGGACAGACCGGCAUCGCUACGCUGGGCAUCCCGUACGUCGACGAUAAUGUCGGCAGCAAGCAGUCGCCACUUUAUAUGGCUAUCACCAUUGGUAUCAGGGUGAUUGGACCAGCUCUCGGGUUCCUUCUGGGAGCGCUAUGCACGAGGGUUUACGUAAACCCUCUGAGUUCGCCCGACAUCGAAGCCAGUGACCCGAAAUGGGUUGGAGCGUGGUGGUUGGGUAUGGUGUUCAUAGCGGGCUUCAUCGUGCUGCUGUCCACUCUGAUGUUCUGCUUUCCGAGGCAAAUCAGACAGGAGCCUGUGCCCAUGCCGCCCAAGAAGAUAAAGGAUAAGAAUGAACCAUUCUUUAAAGAUUUCUUCGCAACAAUAAAACGGCAGCUCACAAACGACAUUCUGAUGUGGCGCACAGCGAGUUCAGUGCUGCAUCUGAUGCCCAUCAGUGGGGUGUACAGCUUCUUGCCCAAAUACUUGGAGAAACAGUUCCGGCUGCCCACGCACGACGCCAACCUUGUCUCGGGUCUGGGUGGUAUUCUAGUAAUGGGUUUGGGCACGAUCACGUCUGGUGUGGUGAUAUUGAAGUUAGUACCGACUGCGCGACAAGUGGCCGCGUGGACGGCGGCCAGUGCAGCUAUCUAUAGUGCUGGUAUGGUGGUCCUAAUGUUCGUCAGCUGUCCUGAAGAGAACUACCGCAUGAUCAGCGAGAGCGGCAGCAUCGCCAACAGCAGCAUGGAGUGCAGCAGCGGCUGUUACUGCGACGAUGUGCCCUUCAAUCCUGUUUGUGGACAGGACUCAUUCACAUACCUGUCUCCGUGCCAGGCGGGUUGCCUGGGCAGCACGCAGCUGGACAACAGCACGUGGCUGUACUACAACUGCUCGUGUAUCGACGGCAACGCGCGAGGAGAGAAGGCUGUUAACACCAUCGAGCGCUACUCCCUGUACGACAGCAUGGUGGACGCGUCCGGCAGCCUGCUGUCCCGCUCGCUGGGCUUCGCCGUCAGCGGCGAGUGCGGCGGCCCGUGCAACCAGAUCUACGUGUUCAUAGCCGUGUUCGCCGCCGUCAUGUUCGUGCAUGCCAGCGGGGAGGUCGGCGCUGUGCUGCUCAUUAUACGGUGUACUGAUAAACAAGACAAAGCGAUGGCGAUGGGCGUGAUCCAGUUCGCGAUCGGCGUGUUCGGCAACGUGCCGUGCCCCGUGGUGUUCGGCGCCGCCGUGGACGCCGCGUGCCGCGCGCGCGACGCGCUGUGCGGCAUGCUGGGCGCCUGCGCCUCCUACGAUAACGAUAGCUUCAGGCAUCUCUAUUUAGGGCUAUCAGCAACCCUAAUGUUCCUAGCAUUCAUAAUGGACCUCCUAGUAUGGAGCAAAGCGGGUCGCAUUGACAUGAACCCCGCCGACGCCUGCCCCGCGCCCGACGCCGCCCCCCUCGCCCCGCUCGCCGCCCCCCCCGCCCGCCCCGACACGCAGCUCUGACGCACUGAGACUAGCUACGAGUCGCACUUCUGACUCCAGCCUACAGCGAAGGUCUUAACUAAGGAUUGUAGUAAACGAUCCAUCCUUUGUUUUGCGAUUGGACAUUGAUGAUUGCAAUUGACAUGAAGCUAAUGUCAAAAUUUAAUCUCUAAUCGAAAAACAAAAGAUGGAUCGGUUAUUUUGUAAUCUGGAGUAAAUAAGCUAGCAUUGUUGAAGCUGAGCCGUCCUUUGAAUUUCGAACUUUAUUUUCGGUGUAAUAUUUUUUUUAUAUAAAAUGGUCGUGGUUUUGGUAUUUGAAGAUAGAAUAUACGCAAUGCGAGCUUUUUUCGCAAUUCAAAUGUAACAAAAAGGUCUGUUCGAUUUUUCUAGCGUCGUUUGAAAUUAAACUCUAUAUGUAGCGAAUAAAGUUCGAAAUUUAAACAAGCUGUCGACAAUUUUGACAAUGUUCUUGAGAAAAUAUUUUUGUAAUAAGGCACCUUAUUUCCACGUGUUGUGGUCCAAAUUACAAUAAACUAAGAUACUACGUCCUCAACAGUGAAAUUUAAACCUUACGCGUAAGUAAUUAAGUCUAAAAUACAACGACACGCAUGGAUAUGUUUGUCUAUAUGUAAGUUUAAUACCCAGUGAUACGGUCCGGACGGGAUCCAGUUUAUUAGGAGCUUUAGGCAAUUGUGAAUCUUAUAUUUUAAUAGUUAUGAUUGAAAAUUGAUUGAGAGGAUCUGAGUCGUAGUUUAUUUUAACAACAUGUUAGGUGUAACGACAUACAAAAUAUGAUAAUUAAAAGUUGGAUUGGAAGUGGUAUCUUAAUUACAUUUUUAAUGAAUGUAUUUGUAUGCGUGUGGAAGCUACAAAUCGGCUUGACCGCCAUUUAUGAGCCAUAUAAGUAUAAAAAAAACAGUGCAUGCGUUACUUUAUAAUCGGACAUUUAGAUACUAUUUGUAUAUACAAUAUUAAUUUACAAACUACCAAUAUUUUGGUUAUUUAUUAGAAUCUUGCUAAUUCUACCUUUUUAGUAAAUACCAGUGUUUUUGUUCAAACUUGUACGGUUUAUGGCAACACUUCAACGUGACUGAGCAAUGAAAUAGUUUUUAUUGUGCAUUUUAUUUUGUAUCUAUGCAUUUUAUACACUAGUUACUUUACUGAAUAAGUAUGUGCUCAAUUUUGUAAACAUAAUAAGAAGUAAUGAAACUAGAAAUCGAUUCAGGCAUAAUAAUAUACACUUGUAUAAUAAUAAAAAUCAUGUUUAAAAAUAAUUUGGGAGCAAUCGCUUUGUAUACAAAAAAUCUACAGCAAAUAGCGAUUAUUUGGCGAAGUUAGUAUAAAAUAUAUAUUUAUAAAAUCUGAUAAUUUUAAAUAAGAUCUGAACCCACUAACGGACAAAACACUUUAUAUAGAUGAUUAUAAUAAUUCUGUGUUAGUGGGUGAAGAUUUUUGUUCCACGUUUUGUCCAGUCCCUUACUUUAUAAUAUUAUGUUGUUUUACACAUCACUGUAAUUAAUACAUCACUAAAUAAUCACAAACUUCAUACGGGACUGAGUUUUAUCGUCGACGUACGUUGUCUUUUAAUCGAAGAGCCAAUCAAAACGAAGAGUUUUUUUAAACGAACCAAUCACAACUCUCGAAAAAUAAUACUGGUUAGUAUGCUGUCCUGUGAUUGGUCGAAUGAGCUUAUUACAACAACGUGCGUUCUCAACGAUGCAUAAUAUUAUUUCGAUAAAUGCGAUUUACAUGGCUAGUGAUUAGACAUUUAUAUAGUGUUAGUCAAAGAUUUUUUUUGUAACAAAUUAUUACUAAAAUCCCUGUAAAUAAUAUUAAAUUAAUUAAACAUUGUAAUCACAUUAAAAUUAGAUUAAUUAUUUGUAAGUAUUUUUUAAUUAGAGUAAUGUUUCUGUUAUUUUCUAAUCGAUAUAAUUUCGAUAUUUCUUCGUGCUGCGGUCUAUCGUUAAUUUAAAACGCAGGUUUAUACGUGCAUAUAUAUUUAUUUAAAUAUUUCUUUCUUUGAAUGGGCAUUGUUUACAAAUACAUAUUUAAUAAUAAUUGAAUAUUUUCACAACUUUACAAUUAUGAAAUCAUGUGAGGAGACCAUUUGAGGUUCCAAAAAAGUAUCGAUAAAAUAUCGAUAGAUUGAAUAAUAUUUAAGAUCUAACAGAGGUUCGAUAAAAUGCAUAUUUAGUGCAAAAUAUUGCGAGAAUUUAAUAUUGAUAACUUGACGAAAGACCAGGUAUGUUAGAAAUUAAAAGUUAUCUGUUUAAAAAGGCUGGGCCGCGUGUAAAACUAUUUAGUGAAUUAAAUUAGGUAAGCGGUAAUUAAUUCUCUUUUCAUAAUGGUGUUACUAUUUACCUUUAUAUACGGAAACUGUGAUGUUUUGUCGUGUUUAUGUAAUAUUUUGAAAUUUCAGUGUAUACGACCUGGAUUUGUAGUACGCUAUAUUUUGAACUUUAUUUCCUACGAUUUAGAAUCUAAUUUCCAAUAAUACUGUCGAGCUUUCUGUAAAAUAUGAAGGAUCUGAUAAAAUAUAGUGUGCUAUAAAUAUUUUUGGUCAAACGUAAACUACUUAAUUUCUUUUUGCAAUUAACAACUUAAAGUGCAAUGAUAAAAGUACUAAUUAUGAUCUAUUCUUUAUUUUGUAUUUGUAUGCUUUAGUGUAUUGAGUGACAACGAAAGGUGAAUAAAUGAAUUAUUAAUAAUUUCAAUAAGUAUCCCAAAAAUAUCGAAAUCAGCAUAUUAUAAUUGACUUUUUUUAUUUCAUAUAUUGUCGUAUGAAUUUUUUCACCUUUUCAUAUUUUUUUCUACCUAUAUAGUGGUGGUUCUCACUAAAAUGAAGUACAUAAUUUACACGACCAAUUAAUUGGUUUAAUUAACUUUAUAUAACUUGUUCCUUUUUGUGAAUAAAUGUGCAUUAUUAGCGUGCAAUCUUUUAUAUGUAUAUUGUUGUCUUUACAAUUAUGUAUCGCUAAGAAUUAAUGAAAUGUGUAACUUGUGUGCAUAAGCUACUUAUAAUUCACUAAUCGAAUAGUAAAAUUAAUAAUUUGCCUUAGAAAGAAAACAACUUUAGAAAAUUAUUAUUCUUUUUUUUUCUUAAUUUUUACAUCACGACUUUUUCGAAGAUAUAUUUUUAUAUCUUACAAUUAAAAUAUUUGUCGUAGCGAAUUUGAAUAGUUGAAUGAAAUGUUAUAGUUCCGGAAUCGUGGGUAAGAAUGUAUGAGCUUUCUAAUUAAUUCUUUAUGUAUAAAACUUAGGUAAAAAUAUUGCGAAAAUUCGUAUAUAUGUAGCUCGAUUAGCACCCAUCUCAUAGCUAGGUUAUAAAUAGGCCAUUUACCUAUCAAAGUGUAAUUUAUAUGUAUUUACUAAUCUAUGUAUGUAUGAAUAUAACUUCGUAGUUACAAUUUACUUCUCAGUGGUAGCUUUUAGCUAAUUUUGUUGUUUGUUGCUGUAAUAAUAAAUACAAUUUAAGAUAAAGUGUAAUGUCUCUUCGUAAUAGUGAACACAAUUUUACUAGUCUACGUUUAGUUUUAGAGAAUAAUACCUCUGGAUUUUAGAUGUAAACAUCUGUAACCGUCUAUUAUUUUAAAUGCUUACGCAUAAUAUGUCUGGGAACUACCGGUUAAUGAGAAAUUCUGUUCCAAAUAUUGUACAUUGUGUACUAAUUUUUUUAUAAAUAGUUUUCUGAAGAAUAUUCAAAUAAAACUGCCACUAAAGCGCACAUUAAGUGAGUUUGUAACACUUUUGUACGCGACUGUAUUCGUACGAAGUCUUUAUACACAGGAUCGUAUUGUUUUUAAAUAAAUGCCUGUUCGGUACACCUCCAGUACAUACGUUUACAACAUUGUAAUGAUAUAACAUAAGUACAGUGUAGAUUUGUUAUUGUGACCUCGGAUCACAUAUUUUUUAAUUAUUUGUAAAUAAAAAUUAUUGAGAUAUAA